Messenger RNA from Fusarium vanettenii 77-13-4, 972 nucleotides. RefSeq lists its product as uncharacterized. The transcript is spliced from 2 exons. Lineage: Eukaryota; Fungi; Ascomycota; Sordariomycetes; Hypocreales; Nectriaceae. The record is from RefSeq and is a predicted model, not a curated record. The coding region runs from base 1 to 972 and encodes 323 amino acids.
AUGUCGACCGAGCCAGGCCCACAACAACUGCGGCUAGCGAGGCGUAUCCCCGAGAUAGAAGUGUUGGACCUUCGAGACCCCCCUGGGAGAAUCGCGACGACAAGAGAGCGGAGCCAUGUAGUCCAGUGCCCUCCACACCCCUACCCACUCGAUAAAUCUCCGAUUGCUGUGUUCCAUAGCCUAGACGAGGACUGGAUCGACGCAUCUCAGGAGGUGCUCAUCUUCACACACCAGGUGCCCGACUCCGAUGAUGAGAAGAUGCGUCUCCUCAACAAGAAGUCGGAACACUUUCAAUAUUAUUUCUGGACGGCUCUGGACAGAGAUGGAAGAUUCAACCAGCCGUUUGACGGGAGCGAGUAUCUCUGGGAGCCCUUCGACAUCCGGACUAUGCGAAUCUGGUGGCGCAUGUGCCACCAAGAUUCUGUUCCUACCCACAUUGAUGUUAGCAACGACGGUCUAUGGAGAGACCUUUUGAUGUCAUCGCCUUGGUUCGACUGUCCCCUCUUUCGCGACCUGCUGUGGGAGGUUGUGACAGAUGAUAACGGACAGCCUAGGACCGAGACGGUUGACGGUGAGGACCUAAUUACUCUCAAGCGGCGAGAUCCGAGAUUGGGAGAACUGGAAACAAACUUCGUUAGAAGAUGGUGGCUCGUGGCUUCGCAGGUGCCCCUGAGGCGGUUUGAGAACGGAGACGCGGUUCUGCCCAUAACUGCUAAGCAUUACGAGGCUCGGUAUGGAACUGCAAGCAUGCAGUGGAACAUUCCUUCUGAUAUCGAAGAUCCUGGGGACAGUGUUUUAUUUUUGGAAGUUAAAAGCCACAGGCCUGAGUUGGAGCAGCUACCGGCACUAGACUGGCCAGUUUGGUUGUUGGCUAAUGGGAACCUUGUACUUGAACCUGAUGACCUCUCUGGUACUGUUGCUUCGAAUUUGACGGACGUGGCUGAGCGUGAAGCUUUGGAUGUCCCCCAAUGA